UCUCUCUCUCUAUGUGCCGUGCCAUGUCCUUUCAAGGCGUGGGCGAUCAUGGCUUUCCACAGCUUCCUUUCCUUUGUUCUUUUUAGCAUUUCUUUCGUUCUCCCUCUUUGUCCUUCAGGUACAUGUUCUGCCAUCCAUGUGCUCAAACUAGUCAAGUACUUUAUCAGUGGUCCUCUUCUGCUUUUCUUCCCUUCAAUGCUUCCCGUGAGAGAAAUUCUCCAAACUUUCUUUCCUCAUAACAUGCCCCAAAAAUUCCAACUGCCACUUUCUAACUGUUGGCAGUAGUUUCCUUUCAGUUCCUAUUUCCUUUAGAAAUUCUUCAUUUGUAACGUGGUCUGUCCAUGGAAUCUUUAACAUGCGCCGGUAAAACCACAUUUCAGCUGCUUCAAGUUUGCUCCUAAUAUGUGCUGAAAUUGGCCAGCAUUCAAUUUUCUGGUUCUUAUAAAAAAAGAGUGUUUAAGGCAGACAUUGUGGUGUCAGGGUGGGGGCUUAUUCUAGGAUUGCGGUUUAUUAUCAAUUUUUAAUUCACGGACGAGGGGGCUUAUAGAAGGGGGCAAGUUCGAGGGUUUGUCGUAUUUCGACAAGUUACCUAUCUCGUUUCCAAACUUACAAACGAGGUCAAGUACCUGCUAAAAAUGUCAACAAUGACAGCAACAACACCAAAUGAGCGGAAGAACUUUAUGUAAAUGAGUCCAUGUUGCAAAGAAAAAAAAAGUUACAGUUUAUCUUUGGACAGGAGAGAAAUAAUGAGGCAGUACAGGGGAAAAUAACAUUUUAGGUGAAAACUGGCAAAAAGCAACCCAUAUGCUCAAAGCAUUAUGGAUCACUCGGAUAUUGAGGAAAGUCCAAGUGAGCAACAAUUGAAAGAACACCGUAAAAAAUGGAGAGUCACAUGCAACUGGUUACCCAAAAGAUAUUUGCUGGCAAUCCUCAGCUUUUUAGGGUUCCUAAAUGUCUAUUCAUUACGUGUCAAUCUAAGUGUUGCCUUAGUUGCCAUGAUUUCAAAUAAAACAAUAACAAAUUCUUCUGGCCAUGCCCUUUUUACAGAGCCAGCAGAAUUUUCGUGGAACACAAAAGAGCAAGGUAUUAUCCUGAGCUCUUUCUUUUAUGGUUACAUCAUCACUCAAAUACCUGGUGGAUAUCUUGCAGCCCAUUUUGGUGGGAAAACCCUUUUUGGUGGAGGUAUUCUAAUGACAGGACUGUUUACAUUGCUAACACCAUUAGCAGCAAGAAUAAGUAUGCACCUCCUCAUAGCUGUUAGAGUGUUGGAAGGAUUUUUUGAGGGCGUCACUUUUCCAUGCAUGCAUGCAAUUUGGAGCAGAUGGGCUCCACCAAUGGAAAGAAGCAAGCUGUCAUCAAUAUCUUUUUCAGGACCAUUUGCUGGAACGGUUUUUGGAAUGACAUUGUCAGGAGCGAUAGCGCAUAACCAUGGCUGGCCCGCUGUUUUCUAUUUCUUUGGCCUCCUGGCAAUUAUUUGGAGUGUGUUUUGGUUUUGGAUGGUUACUGAUUCUCCUUUCGAUCAUCCUACGAUUACAGAUAAGGAACUUGAUUAUCUCAAACAGGAAUUAUCAGAAGAUAAGACCGAAUCUAAACUAACAACGGUUCCAUGGAAGGAGUUGCUCACAUCUGUCCCCGUGUGGGCAAUUAUAAUCGCACAUUUUACAGAGAACUGGGGCUAUUACACACUACUUACGUCACUUCCGACUUAUCUUAAGCUGAUGCUAAAGUUUGAUCUACAGAAGACGGGAUUUCUCGCCUCUUUUCCAUAUCUGGUCAUGAUCAUAGUUGUUCAGACGGGGGGACGUCUUGCAGAUUUUCUACGGUCUUCAGGAAGAAUGUCGACCACUUCCGUUAGAAAGCUUUUCAACACGUUAGGGUUCAUGUUCCAAGGCAUUUUCAUGAUAGUCGUUGGGUACAGUACAAGCAAAUACAUGGCCAUGUUUGCUUUAGUCAUGGCUGUCGGAUUCGGUGGCCUUGCAUGGAGUGGUUUCAUUGUCAAUCAUCUCGAUAUAGCACCGCGCUAUGCAAGCCUCCUUCUUGGAAUCAGCAACUGUUUCGCUACCAUUCCAGGAAUUGUCAGUCCUCUUGUUGUUGGAUUCGUCACUACACACGAGACUAAAGAAGAAUGGCAAAUAAUAUUCUUCCUGUCAGCGGCAGUUUACGGGCUUGGAACUGUGGUUUUCCUGAUUUUUGCCUCCGGUAAGAAGCAGCCAUGGGCUGAUCCGAAUGGGUACCAAAGUAUUUCUGAAGACAACGAUGAUAAAGACAUGUUGCUGAAAGAGGGAAUCGAGGAUCAGAAAGGCACCCCAUCGGCUGCAAAUGAAACGGAUGAGAGGCAAGAACCAGAAUCUCUAGAAAUGAAGGGAAUUUUGAAUUAAAUAGUGAUAAUUUUUAAAUAUUUAGUUAUUUGCGUAAGUAGGUUUAUCUCUUUAUCUUAAAUAGCUGGAGAUGGGGGAAUCAUUCGAGCAGUGAUGUGUCCAAAUAUUAUUAUUAGAAUGAAUACAGAAUGCAAUUUAAUAAAUACCAGUGUAAGGAUCCUGGUCAUAGACUCUUUUUCACAGAACCAGUUAAUUAAUGUUCAGGCUGGCUGUUUUUGUUUUUUUCGAAAAUUCGAGGCUGGAUUUUUCUUAGUUUGUUCUUUAAUUAUUAGGUUGUAAACAGUGCAAUUGCUAGCUAGUGAGCACUAGGGGGGUUUCAGGUUCGUUUACCAAAAAACUGAGUAAGACAUCCUUUGUUUGCCGAUAAUUUUACCGAAAAGCACCCCUAAUAUAGCAAAAAACUCCUCGUUUUUGAGAUCAAAGUUUAAAGGGGGUUUCACAACAUUGUUAAAAACUGUAUUUUGCAGUAGCUCAGCCUCACCUUGUUCUUGAUUUGUUCUCAACUCGUGACCAAUUAUGAGGCUCGUGUUUUAUAAAAUUUUUUUAUAAAAAAGAGUGCGAAUUUUUGGUUGAAAAGGUGACUGAGAACUUAGGAGAAAAUGCAUGCUUAACGAUCGAGAAAACAAAGGCCUCUCUCCAAACUGAUGAUACAUUCGAGUAGUUAAAGAGAAUAGAAAAUAAAUCAGUUAUCAACCCCCGGGUAAACAAUUCCAAAUUUUCGUAAUUGUGAAUAAGCGCUGUCUCCAUUAAUUGUGGGAGCUAAUAAACUCCCUAGUGUUUGUUAGAGUAAAGGUGGUAGGAUGCAAGCUGAAUAAUUUCAUUUCUAGUUACGUUAAUGUAGUGGUCCUCUAAGACCACAAUAUUUAUUUUUAAACGGAAUUGCAUCGUUAUAGCAAAUAGAAAGAAUAUAAUUCGUAUUUGUAAGGGUAUUUGUAUUAUUAAAGCAAUUUUCUUUCAAAUGUAUAGUAUCAGUGUUUAUGUGGUCAAACUAUACACUACACCAGUGGGGAUGUACAAAAUUAGAUAUUUUCUUUUUCAUU
Rhopilema esculentum is the source of this 3418-nucleotide messenger RNA. RefSeq names its product sialin. Gene Ontology annotation, cellular component: membrane. Gene Ontology annotation, biological process: transmembrane transport; monoatomic anion transport. The record is from RefSeq and is a predicted model, not a curated record. Gene Ontology annotation, molecular function: transmembrane transporter activity. NCBI's taxonomy places the organism in Eukaryota, Metazoa, Cnidaria, Scyphozoa, Rhizostomeae, Rhizostomatidae.